Molecule: messenger RNA, 333 nt
Organism: Geodia barretti
Lineage: Eukaryota; Metazoa; Porifera; Demospongiae; Tetractinellida; Geodiidae
Source: the annotation of a GenBank genome assembly
CUGGGCGCCGGAAAGACCGUUUUCGCCAAGGGAUUGGCGCGGCACUACGGAGUGGAUCCCAAUCAGGUCACCAGUCCGACGUUCGCCCUGGUGGCGCGCUACGGCGAGGGAAGCCGCCCGCUGUACCACCUGGACCUGUACCGGAUCGAGCGCCCGGAGGAACUCCGGGAGCUCGGCAUCGAGGAAAUGGAGGAGGAAGACGCGAUCGUGAUCGUCGAGUGGCCGGAGCGGCUCGCACACUACUGCCGCACCGACGCGAUUCGGGUGCGCCUGCUUCGCGAGCGGAACGGGACCCGGCGGAUCGAGAUCGCGGCGGGGAGCGACGGACGAUGA